AUCAAAAGAGAAAAUAAAGAACUUUUUGUAUAAACUUGUGUUAUAUUACUUGAAUAAGUUACCACAUAAUACUAUAUAAAGACAAAUUAAAGAACCAAGAUGCCUGCGUCAUGCUCCACAAAUUGCGGAAAAGAUUCUAUUUUAAAGAGGCCAAAAACUGGUGAUACUUUGUGCAAAGAAUGCUUCUUCUUAGCAUUUGAAACUGAGAUUCACGACACUAUUGUCAAUGGUGAACUAUUUAAGCCUGGUGAUAAAGUUGCUAUUGGAGCAUCUGGUGGGAAGGAUUCAACAGUACUUGCGUAUAUUUUAAAGACUCUGAAUGAAAAAUACAAAUAUGAAUUAGAUCUGUUUCUUUUGUCCAUUGACGAAGGAAUUACUGGGUAUAGAGAUGACAGUUUGAAGACUGUAGCACAAAACAGAGAUGAUUAUGGUAUUCCUCUUAAAAUAUUAUCAUAUAAGGAGUUAUAUGGAUGGACAAUGGAUGACAUUGUUGCAGAGAUUGGUCGUAAAAAUAAUUGUACAUUUUGUGGUGUUUUUCGAAGACAAGCACUAGAUAGAGGUGCUGCACUGUUGGGAGUAGAUUGCAUUGCCACAGGUCAUAAUGCAGAUGAUAUUGCAGAAACAGUACUAAUGAAUGUCUUGAGAGGUGAUAUUGCUAGGUUGCAGAGGUGUACAUCUGUAAUAACUACAGGUGCAGAUUCUAUUAUGAGAUGUAAACCACUAAAAUAUGCAUAUGAAAAAGAGAUUGUUAUGUAUGCAUAUUUUAAGCGUUUAGUAUAUUUUUCCACGGAAUGCAUAUAUGCUCCAAAUGCUUAUAGAGGUUAUGCACGAGAAUUUCUAAAGAAUUUAGAAAAACUAAGACCAUCAGCUAUUAUAGAUAUAAUACACUCGGGUGAACAGCUGCAAGUAAAAGAUAGCAUAAAAAUGCCAGAGAGAAGAAAUUGUACUCGAUGUGGAUUCGUUUCAAGUCAAGAGAUAUGCAAGGCUUGUGUUCUGUUAGAAGGUCUGAACAGAGGACUGCCAAAACUUGGUAUUGGGAAAUGCAGCAAAGCUAAGAAAAUUAUAAACUUGAAUACAAGCAAUGCAGAUAAAAGAAACAUCGCACACACAAGAUCGCAAAAUAUAGAUUUUUAAUGUUUUUA
Molecule: messenger RNA, 1142 nt
Organism: Odontomachus brunneus
Lineage: Eukaryota; Metazoa; Arthropoda; Insecta; Hymenoptera; Formicidae
Gene: Ctu1
Product: cytoplasmic tRNA 2-thiolation protein 1
Exons: 6
Coding region: 100-1134 (344 amino acids)
Biological process (GO): tRNA wobble position uridine thiolation
Cellular component (GO): mitochondrion; cytosolic tRNA wobble base thiouridylase complex
Molecular function (GO): tRNA binding
Source: RefSeq, a predicted model, not a curated record